Messenger RNA from Clunio marinus, 231 nucleotides. Lineage: Eukaryota; Metazoa; Arthropoda; Insecta; Diptera; Chironomidae. The record is from the annotation of a GenBank genome assembly.
AUGCACAUAAAAUUGAUGAACUUCUCAAUCAAAUUGCCUGAUGCGACUAAUAACAAGCACAAAGAAAAUGUCAUGAAACUUAAGGAACAAAUGGCGAUUGUUGUGGAAAAGCAAGAAGUUUCAGAUUCAGCUUUGGAAAAAAAGUGUCGAAAUUUGUUCGUUUUCUUUGGAUCAUCUCAAUGGUCUCGCACAAUUUAUGGGCAAUUUAUUGCAACAAAAAGAAUUUUGUGA